AUGUCGAAAUCAGUUAGUGGCAAACGUAAGAGCAAAGUAAAGGACUCUGUGAAUGAAGCAUUAGAAAAAACCCAAAAAGACGUGAAAAAUUUGCGGGAAGAAGUAAGCAGAGAAAUAUUUAUUGCAGAAAAUGCAGAAAAUCGCCGCUGUCAAGCAUAUUCUGAAAGACUGGAGUCAGUAAAAAACUAUGAUGAAUUGAAAGAGUCAACACUAAACCAUACUGCUUUCAUAAUCACAGAAAAUGAAAUAAAAAUAACAAAUCUUCGAAAUAAAAUAGAAAAAUUAAGCACAAAACUGGACGAGGCUAACGAAAUUAUUGAGAAAAGAAAUAAUGAACUAAAAAGUUUACGUGAAGAAUUUCAAAAUUGUACAGAAGAAAAAGAUUCAAAAAUCAGAACAUUAGAACAAAAAUUAAGAGAACAAGCCGCAUUAUUUCGCGAUGUUAUGUCACAAGCAUUCGAUCGACUGACUGAAAAACUCAAUAACGACUACGAAAGUAUUCAUAAAAACUUCAAGAUAUUUUCUCAGCCUACCAGUGAUUUAAUAGAGUUGGAAUUUUUAAAUCCGCCAUUUUUAGAUGAGGAAUCUGUUGAAUAUGUAUAA
Messenger RNA from Schistosoma turkestanicum, 603 nucleotides. The record is from the annotation of a GenBank genome assembly. NCBI's taxonomy places the organism in Eukaryota, Metazoa, Platyhelminthes, Trematoda, Strigeidida, Schistosomatidae.